This is a messenger RNA of Physeter macrocephalus (sperm whale), 3413 nucleotides long. RefSeq names its product MDM2 binding protein (gene MTBP). Gene Ontology annotation, biological process: traversing start control point of mitotic cell cycle; protein localization to kinetochore; regulation of protein ubiquitination. Bases 57 to 2768 code for a protein of 903 amino acids. Gene Ontology annotation, cellular component: kinetochore. The transcript is spliced from 22 exons. The record is from RefSeq and is a predicted model, not a curated record. NCBI's taxonomy places the organism in Eukaryota, Metazoa, Chordata, Mammalia, Artiodactyla, Physeteridae.
GCGGGGCUGUUUGGAUGUGGAAGCAGAGCCCUGAAACGGGGGCUCAGCCCUGAGAGAUGGAUCGGUACCUACUCCUAGUGACCUGGGAGGAAGAAAAAGUCCCGUCAGCGGCGGGUGCUGUGGCGGAGCAUGGGCCAGGGGCUUCGUCCUCUGAGGGUACCGAGAAACAGCCAGACUUAAGAGCAGCAAGUGUUUAUCACCUCCUGAAAAGAAGCAUUAAUGCUUCAAUUAAUCCAGAAGAUAGUACCUUCCCUGGCUGUUUGGUAGGCGGUGUACCAGGUUCCAGGAAGUGGUUCUUUGCAGUGCAGGCAAUAUGUGGAUUUUAUCAGUUUUGUAGUUCUGACUGGGAAGAGAUACAUUUUGGUGUGGAAAAAGAUGAAAUUGAAGAUGUUCUUCAAAGAAAUAUCGAAGAAUGUUUGAGUGCUGUUGAGUGUUUUGAGGAAGAAGAUAGUAAUAGCAGGGAAUCAUUACCCUUGGCUGAUCUAUAUGAAGAAUCUGCGGAAAAUUUGCAUCAGUUAUCAGACAAACUUCCUGCUCCUGGUAGAGCAAUGAUAGAUAUAAUACUGUUGCCUUCUGACAAAGAUCUGCCUAAAUUGAGAGACUGUUUGCCUACUGUAGGAGCAUUAAAACAUUUGAAGGAAUGGUAUUCAGCAAAAAUUACCAUAGCAGGAAAUCACUGUGAAACAAGUUGUCAGAAAAUUGCCGAAUACCUUUCUGCUAACAUUGUAUCUUUACAAGAUCUCAGAAAUGCUGUUGAUUCAAAGGAGUUAUGGAGGGGAAAGAUUCAGAUAUGGGAAAGGAAGUUUGGAUGUGAAAUUAGUUUUCCUGAAUUUUGUUUAAAGGGAGUCACACCUAAGAAUUUUAGUACAUCUAAUUUAAAAACUUGCUUUCUUGACAAAAAGAUAAUACCAUCAAAGGAUAAGAGUAUUUUGCCAAAGGUUUUUCAUUAUUAUGGCCCUGCUUUAGAAUUUGUGCAGAUGAUAAAAUUAUCAGACCUACCUUCCUGCUAUAUGUCAGACGUUGAAUUUGAGUUAGGACUGACAAAAAACAAUACCAAACAGAAUUCCAAGUUGCUGUUGGAGCAGAUUUCUUCCCUGUGUGGCAAGGUUGGUGCUCUUUUUGUAUUGCCAUGUACCAUUAGUAGCAUACUUAUUCCUCCUCCCAGCCAGCUCAGUUCAAGAAAAUGGAAGGAGUAUAUAGCUAGAAAGCCUAAGACAAUCAGUGUUCCAGAUGUUGAAGUGAAAGGAGAGAGUUCUAGCUAUUAUCUCUUGUUACAAGGUAAUGGCAACAGAAAGUGUAAAGCCACAUUGAUUCACUCAGCCAACCAGAUCAAUGGCUCAUUUGCACUCAGUUUAAUUCAUGAAAAGAUGAAAGCAAAGACAGAAGAAACCAAAUUGAGCUUUCCUCUUGACCUCUUGUCACUUCCAAAUUUCUCUGGGGAGCAACUUAUACAGAGAGAGAAACAGUUAGCUAAUGUUCAGGCUUUGGCUUUGAAAGAAUGUCUGAAAAGGAGAAAGUUAGCAAAGCAGCCGGAAGUACUUUCUGUGGAUGAACUCAAAAGUCUAUUAAUACUCACAAGGGAAUGCUUUUUUGAUCAUUUUGAUGCUAUUAUCCCUAAAACAAGUCUAGUAAAGACAGACAACACCUCCAAUAUGUUAAAUGAUUCCAAUCCAGUGGAACCUAUUUCUUCAAGUCUAGUGGAAACCAAUCCUCUGGAGUGGCCAGAAAGGCAUGUUCUUCAAAAUUUGGAAACUUUUGAAAAAGCUAAACAAAAAAUGAGAACUGGUUCAUUACCUCGUUCAUCUGAACAGUUACUGGGCCACAAAGAGGGUCCACGGGAUUCAGUCACAUUAUUGGAUGCUAAAGAAUUGCUGAAAUUCUUUACCUCAGAUGGAUUGCCUAUUGGAGAUCUUCAACCUUUACAGAUUCAAAAAGGGGAAAAGACUUUUGUCCUGACACCAGAACUUAGUCCUCGGAAACUUCGGGGUUUACCUUUUGAAAAAGCCUCAGUAUGUCAUUAUCAUGGAAUUGAAUAUUGCUUGGAUGACCGAAAAGCAUUAGAAAGAGAUGGGGGAUUUUCAGAACUUCAGUCUCGUCUUAUUCGUUAUGAAACUCAAACUACAUGCACCAGAGAAAGUUUUCCAGUACCUACGGUACUGAGCCCUCUUCCGUCUCCAGCGGUUUUGUCAGAGCCCGGAAGCGUCCCUGAUGGAGAAACUUUACAAAGUGAACUCCGGACUGAAGUCUCCCGAGUAAAAAGGAGAUCAAAAGAUCUGAACUGCCUUUAUCCCCCCAAAAGACUUGUGAAAUCUGAAAGUUCAGAUUCUCUUCUUUCUCAGAGAAGUGGCAGUACUAAUCAUCAUCAUCAUGCAGUGACAUCCGGAAAGCCACGGGCAGAGAGAUCAUUAUCUGUGACUUGUCCAUCUCUUCCCGUUCUUAGCAACGAAACUCCCAAAGUCACUACAAAUGCCAGUUCAGGUCAAAAAAGGGUGCAUGAAUCAAAAACAUCACGGCCCACUAAGGAAUCAAGAUCACAGAAACACACACGGAUAUUGAAAGAAGUAGUUACUGAAACCCUGAAGAAACACAGGAUUACUGAGGCUCACGAAUGUUUCACAGCUUGCAGCCAACGUCUCUUUGAGAUCUCGAAGUUCUAUCUAAAGGAUCUUAAAACUUCAAGGGGCCUAUUUGAAGAGAUGAAGAAAACAGCAAGCAACAAUGUUGUACAGGUGAUUGAAUGGGUAUUAGAAAAGACAAACAAGAAAUAAGACAGAAUCAUUCUCUUUGGAUAAUUAUAAAUUGGACAGAGCUAUUAUUUACUUUUUCCUUCCAUAGUUUGCAAAUUACAAACAAAUUUCAAACUUUAUUCAAAGAAUAGAUGUUACAUCUCUAAAGAAUUUCAUAAAUAUCCUACAUUUAUAUAGUUUCGAGGUUGCUCAGUUACUGUAUUUUUAAUUGUAUACUUAUUUUAUAGUUUUACUAUAUUUUAAUUUUUUAAGUUAAUAUUUUUAUAUAUGUUUACAAAUUUUACUCUUGCUUAUUUAAUUAUUCCAAUAAAUAGAAAAAGAUAUUUCUUUACUUCUUGGUAAAUGUCUUUGUUGUUAGGCCUAUUUAAAUUAAUGAGUCUUAGGUAAGACAUUUCCAGUGGUUUUUCUCAUGUGUUCCAAUAGCAUGAUUUAUUGGACGGCCCCUGAUUUAGAAAAUAUUGGCAAGAAAAUUCACACAGUUAGCCAUGUUCCCUUACCCCUGCCCUAGAGCCACCACUGUUGGAGCUAUUCUUGUUUAUUUGGGAUCAAAAAUGAAGAAAGAGCAAAACUUAUGAAAAUAAGACACAGUGAAAAUGACUAAGUACAGACUCCCAGAAAAAAUAUAUCUUUUCCCAUGGUAGAAAAUCUGGAAAAUACAAAAAAGAG